AUGCCUAAACCAAGUCAUGUCCAUGUCCCCUCACAACUGUUUUCAUCUGGCUUCUCACGAAUCGCCUUCGCCUUCGUCACUCCAUCAACGGUAUCCGUUACAGCUACGCUUUUCUCUCUUAUCCUAAUAGCUAUUGCUGGCCUUCGCCUCGUAUUGUCGGCACCCACACCGCGUUAUUAUCUCAACUACGAUAACAAUACCAAGAAUGACCAUGUCCAGCAGCCCUUUCAGGUGCAGGUUGGCCUUCGCCCCUACUAUCUGGUUGACAACAUGGACGAGGGGCCGUUGAAACAAAAGCUGCAGUCUUGUUCUGAAAAGACGUCCAAGGUCAGCAAGUUUGUCGUUGGACACCGCGGUGCCCCUCUUCAGUUUCCCGAACAUACAAGGGAAUCUUAUAUGGCUGCUGCGCGUGAAGGUGCUGGGGCCAUUGAAUGCGAUGUCACUUUUACAUCGGACAAGAAGCUUGUUUGUCGACAUGAUCAAUGCGACUUACACUACACUACCAACAUUCUAGCCACUGACCUCGCUGCUAAAUGCACCAGAGGCUUCACCCCUUAUGAUGUAGCAACGGGAACCGAUGCGACGGCAAACUGCUGUGCCAGCGACAUCACUCUGGCUGAAUUCAAAACGCUAUGCGGCAAGAUGGAUGGCUUCAACCCAAACGCCAGCACCGCUGAGGAAUUCAUGGCCGGCACGGCAAAGUUUCGCACCGACCUAUACUCGACCUGCGGCACACUCCUAACACACGUCGAGAGCAUCCACCUAAUUGACAGCUACGGUCGCGACUUCACGCCAGAAGCCAAGCACACCGAAGUGCAGAUGCCGUUCAACGGGUACACGCAAGAACAGUAUCUCCAAGACAUCAUCGACGACUACAAGAAUCUCGGCAUCGACCCCGCGCGCGUAUGGCCGCAGUCAUUCGUGCCAGACGACGUAUUCUGGUGGAUCAAAAACGAGCCCGAGUUCGGCAAGCAGGCCGUCUAUCUCGAUGAACGGAUGGAGACGCUCGAAGGCUACAACAUGGCCACGGCCAGCUUACCCGCGCUCGCGCAGGCGGGCGUCAAGAUUGUAGGACCUGCUCUAUUUGCGCUGACGAAGCUGGAUACCGAUCGGAAGAUUGUGCCGUCCGAGUAUGCGAUCGAGGCUAGGAAGGCGGGGUUGGAGAUCCUGCCGUGGAGUUUUGAAAGGUCUGGGUGGUUGAAUCAAGGGGGCGAGUACUUUUACCAGUAUAUCGCGCCUGUUAUUCGGAAGGAUGGGGAUAUGUAUACGGUGCUGGAUGUUUUGGUGAACGAUGUGGGGGUUUUUAAAAUGUACUCGGAUUCGCCGGCGACGGUUGUUUAUUAUGCCAAUUGUAUGGGGUUGCCUUGA
Molecule: messenger RNA, 1368 nt
Organism: Lachnellula hyalina
Lineage: Eukaryota; Fungi; Ascomycota; Leotiomycetes; Helotiales; Lachnaceae
Product: Extracellular protein
Exons: 2
Coding region: 1-1368 (455 amino acids)
Biological process (GO): lipid metabolic process
Molecular function (GO): glycerophosphodiester phosphodiesterase activity
Source: RefSeq, a predicted model, not a curated record